Coprinopsis cinerea okayama7#130 is the source of this 2562-nucleotide messenger RNA. Its product is annotated as NWD2. NCBI's taxonomy places the organism in Eukaryota, Fungi, Basidiomycota, Agaricomycetes, Agaricales, Psathyrellaceae. The transcript has 4 exons. Bases 1 to 2562 code for a protein of 853 amino acids. The record is from RefSeq and is a predicted model, not a curated record.
AUGCCCAUCUUCGAGAGGGCUCAGAACCUCGUCAUCAAUGGCGGAACGUUCAACGACUUUUCGUCUUCGAAUGGAAUAGAGCCGCUCGCAUACCUCGAGCAUUACGCAGCAUCCGGCGCGACCUACGACUCUGCGGAGAGAUACCCUCCUCCGAGAUGCCAUGAGUCCACUAGGGUGCGCAUCCUGGAGAUUCUCAAGGGCUGGGUCAGUCAACCCAGGGAGGAGAGGGAAAAGAGCUUGUUCUGGCUUUAUGCCCCCGUCGCAAUGGGGAAAUCCACAAUCGCUCAAACGCUGGCAGAGGAAUGUGAAGUGAUGGACAACUUGGGCGCUUCAUUCUUCUUCUCCAGGUUAGACGCCAGGAGGAAUCGGGCUGAGCGUUUUGUGGCGUCUCUCGCUCUCCAACUCGCCCUAUCGAUCCGUCAGUUGAAACCCCAUAUCGAGGCGGCUGUCAUCAAUAAUCCUACCAUCCUCAGCAAAUCACUUCCUGUCCAACUCCAGAAGCUUGUCAUUGAACCUUUCCAGAAGAUACCUCGCCCAGAAGAAGAUAAAACGGUCGUCAUCGAUGGGCUGGACGAGUGCGAAGGUGCAAAGCCCUUGAAGGAUAGAGAGAGGGAACAGCGGCUGGUCCUCGAGCUCAUCCAAAGACUCAAAGAGGCCGAUCUCCCCCUCAACAUCGCCAUAUUCUCCCGCCCUGAAUCAUGGAUCGAAGAAGCAUUUGACGAACUCGAAACACUUUCCGAGAACACUGAACGUUACGACCUCUUCAGCGCAGCCGAGAAGUACGCCGACGUCGAGCGGUACCUCCGCGACCACUUCCAACGAAUUAGGAAGGCGAGGAAGCAUCGUCAUGCUAUGUCGCAGAUCCAGGAUCCAUGGCCGCUCGAGGACGCAAUCCAAGAGCUUGUCCGUCGCUCCUCGGGCCAAUUUGGAUAUGUUGCCACCGUGAUCCGUUUCGUCGACGACCCGUACGGCAAUCCCCCGGAGCGCCUAAAGCUCCUCCUCCGAAAUUACCCAACGUCUCACGGCUUUUCAAACCCCAUGAAGGAGCUCGACGAUUUGUAUCUCCGCAUUCUAAAAUCAUGCCCAAACCGAGAAGAGAUGAUGCAAGCGUUAGGUUGGCUUAUGGUUAUCAACAUGUCCGCGUUAAGGCAUUCCAAGGAGGCCGGUGCAUUUGUCCCGCUGUACGACCAAGUUAUUGCUGGAAAAGCUGGGGCCAUGGCCAAAGCCUUGCGUGGACUCCAUGCAAUAGUCCAUAUACCCUCAUUUAUAACGGAGUCACAGGGAACUGACGAGAUCCCGUUGGACGCCGAUUCGCACACCCUAAUCCAGCAAUCAAACCCGUCUUCAGUUGUGUACCAUAACUCCUUCUUGGAGUUUUUGAGCAACCCGUCCAGAAGCGGCACUUUCCACUGCGACGAGGCUUACUGGGCCAUAUAUGCGGCUUCCCGGUGCCUGCAGUUUCUCUCUUCGAACGAGUUGGCAGACUUCUCGGAUGAUGUUUUGUCUCUCGCUGCUGCUUUCUGGCCUCGUGGAUUCUUUUACUUUUCCCGCCUACCAUUCGAGCGCACUCCUGAGAACAUCGAAGCUUGCCGCCUUUUCGCUACCCUGUUCCUUGCACGCGAUUUGUCAACCGACUUCACCUGUCCCGGCGAGGGUCGCACACUCUUCUUCCAUCGCUCGAUAAGCUUCUCGGCUUCCAUUUUCAUUGACCAGCCAUCGAUAGCGCUCGAGUGCCUCUCCCACUGGCACAAGGCAUAUUCCGAUCUCUUUGAUGAUUGCAUGGGCAGUCUGUCCUCAGAGGGUCGCCUCUACCUCGAGCGCCUAUUUGGUUCUCUUUAUGCCCUGACGCUGGAUCCGAGUAUCCCCCAUACCUUUGAAUGGCGUUGUAUCCUACGACAGGGCGGAUGGAAGGGCUCCAUACUUCAGUUCGAGAACAACGAUAUAAGUUCAGUCUUGGGCGAAGGGGCACUGGGAUUUUCUCGGCCUUUUGCUUGGGAAAACCUGAAAGACCCGGAAACGUCAAUGCCACGGAUACUCGAACUGUCCCCUGUGGCAGCUGUUUAUGGCCACCUUCCUCCCGAGUUCCACUCUUUCAUGUUUCCCAGAUUACACUCCAUUCACGUAUCACCAGCUGAAGUGUGUAACCGACUUUGGGAUCUAUUCGUUAGUGCUGCAACCCAUGACUGGGGAUCAGCCAACGGAGACGACAUUUUUUAUGGAGUAUGUCUACCACUCCUUGAUGGAAUAUUCGGCCAUUUGGUCCUUCUGGACUCCAUCGACGGGUUAUACUUCCUCGUCUCUCCGUCGAGCGCCUUACCCACCAUCAGAAGGGUCGGUGACAGGGAUAGGUUUUAUGUCGGCGAUUCCGCAGAUAAGGCCAUUAUCAAACUCAUAUUUGAUAAAAAGGUUGAGAUGGCUCUUGCCGUACUCAAUUUCUGCGAGGCUAUGGAGCGUCUCACCUUAGCGAACGGGACGCUCGAACUGGGUUGGUUUAUGGGUGCUCAUCAGCCAUUGUUUGACGAAUUCCGAAGCGACCCUUACGAUUUCAUUAGUCGUUUUUAG